This is a messenger RNA of Nomia melanderi (Alkali bee), 3220 nucleotides long. RefSeq lists its product as uncharacterized. The record is from RefSeq and is a predicted model, not a curated record. Lineage: Eukaryota; Metazoa; Arthropoda; Insecta; Hymenoptera; Halictidae.
AAGUGGAUCGAGUCAGUAUUGGACAGACACUGUACCGUGUCACGUGCGCUGGCUUUUCGACUAAUUAAUCGAACGAUUCGUUCGACGCGCGAAAACUGUCGACGAAACAAAAACAAAAAGGCAAACGGUGUGCAAUCGUGAAUAUCGGAUUACCCUUUCUCGCGAGGUCUCGUGAGGCAGGGAACUAAACAGAACGCAAUGUCAACGGCAGUAAGGGAAAGAACGACAACACGCAGCAGCAGAAAGAUCGUGAGUCAUGGCAGCCCUAUAUCUGGCCAAAGCCAAGUUGCAACCACGGCCAACAGCCUCGAGAACAAUUUAGAUGCCCUUCUUGAAGACUUGCAGACAAGUGUAUCGAGAAGUGCCACCCCGAGCCGAGGAAGUAGAGCACUUUCACCCCAAGUGGAAUAUCGCGUGGCUGCAAAUCCAACUAAGGUGGUCUCGGAAGGCAGACCCAUUUCGCCAAAUCAGACGAUGAUGACCACUACUGAAAAAUAUGUGAGCACUGGGCCAAGCGGCGCACCGAGUAGUAUACCCGGUUUGGAAUUCAUCGAUUCAGAAUUGCAGAAUGUGCAACCCGGCCAAAGCAAAACAAUCGCUUACAAACAAGUGUCGUACCAAUACAACAAAAGCCUCGACGGAAAACCAAUCGAUUCCUGGACCACCCCCGACAAUGCCUUGACUAAUAGCAGCACGGCCUUGAUUGAUGAUAUUCGAGAAAGGACUUACGAGGAGAGUACACUACGUGAUGCAGAACCCGUUGGUAGAACAGUCAACAGAGAACUAGUAUACAGCGACAGGUCUACAUCUCGGUCGAAACAAACAUCACCCUUGCCAGGUACUCAGAAAGAAGUGAAAUAUGUCCACGAAUCUUCGAACUACCAAACGGAACCAACGGAGUACGUACCAGUUCCGUCACCGACGCCAGCGAUCCCUAUCAAUUUGGCACCGGGUCCUAACACGAAAGUCACAACUACCAUUAAAACGUACACGUAUGAACUACCAGGAGCACCGGAAUCGUACCUACCAGGUGGCUCAGUGCCAGGAACCGUUGUGCUUCCGGGUGACCAGACUAUCACGUACACGCUACCAAAAGGUAGCAGCUCCACGACCGAUAAAACAGUCACCUACCAAACUAUAACCGAAAAUGUUCCAUCCAGAACACCGGUUAGAUAUGGCAGUCCGACACCGGUGACGGAUAUCUCGAAAAAGUCAACGACCUUACACCAUGAAGCUAAAUUCUACCGCGAGGAGCAUCUCGGAGGCCAGCCCGGGCAACCACCAACGGUCGUCUAUCAUCCUGGCUCUCCAGGUCAAGAAAGUAAAACAACAGUAACAAGGAAUGAAAAAUACUACACGGUUGACAGCAAUUACCCUAAUGGUUAUACUCCUACCGAUCGAGUAGAUCACACGGGUAGCACUGUUAUUUAUCAAAAUCAACCGCCCACAAUAAACGAGACCCACACCACCACGAUCAAUCGGAUCGAGGAACACUAUCCUAGCAGGUCGCCCUCCAGCGGACGAUACCCGACACCUGAUAAACCGGGAACACCGGUUAAUUAUUACACCUCACCGCCACAGACCAGCCCACCGCAGUCUACCACGACGAUAUAUAAAUUCUCGAACACGACCACCACCGUACCGCCGAACAAGAAUGCUGAGGACCACGAGGUUUUGUUACCAAAGCCAUUUCCAACCGAUGCGGUUCAGAUUUGCCCUUCUAAACCCACCACCGGCGAACAACGCCCGCCCAAAAAAUUGGAAGACCUUAUGGCUUCGUUCUCAGACUCCGAGCGUGAAGUGUUAGAAAACAUCGAGAAAAGAGAACGGGAGCAACAAAAAGAAUUACCUGUCGCUAAAAAGGAAGUCGAUUUUAUACCCCAUACACCACCUAAAGUGAAGAGUAAAAACGUUGCUGGUCCUCCGGUUUAUUAUCCUCCUGGAUCAGCAGAAUUUACAAAGAAAGAAGAAUCGAGCAUGGCAAUGUCACAAUCUGGUGGAGCCUGGCAAAAAGCCAGCGCACAAUACGAAUACGAAGCGUCAAGUAAAAGCAAAACGAAAACCAAAAGUGGAGGCGCUGUGGUCCCCGUGUGUCUUCCCCUUUGUUGUGCCAUGCCGUGUGUAAUUAUGUAACUUAUUAAUAUAAUGAUACAUGUUAGGAUUCGAAAAUGUGCCUGAGCUUAGUAAUCUUCCGUUCUAUCGAGAAAUUUAAAUUAUAAUUAAAGAGAAUGAAAAAGAGGAAGUUGUAUACGGAAAUGAUAUUGCCACGAGAACAAAUUUCUAAUAAAAUUCGUCAUAUAAACUUUAUGAUAUAUAAAGCAGCUUCUAUUAGUGUUUUUCUAAUUGUAACUGGUUUCAUUUUGCGUAAUUUUUAAAAAUAAGUGCUACAAUUGCAAAAAUAUGCAGUUAUCAGUUAUAUUUUGUAUUGCUUUAACCAAUAAUGUAAAGUAUGAAUUUUUAUUAUCUCUUAAUUUUACUAUAUACACAGUAGAUUAAAGGAAAACUUAUUUAUUUUCUUCUUUGCAACCAUACAAACAUUUUUAAUAUGUUUAUUACCAUGUUUAUUUGCUUUAUGUUUGAGUCAAAUAGUAGAAAGUUUGCGAUAAAUUUACCAUUUCUUUUCAUAUAUUUAAAAAAGUAUAUAUGGCCAUACAUGACAAUUGUAUAACAAAUAAUUUAUUAAUAUAUAUAAUUUUGUAUUAUAACACUGUUAAAAAAUAUUCUAUUUAGACUACUAUCAUGCAAACGAAAUUAUUAUGUUAUUUUUAAUCAUGAGUUUUUAUACUACAUUUAUGUAUUAGAUAGCAACAAACAUUCAUAUUUGAUUCAUAUUUCAGUUUUAAUACGCUACAUAUAAAGUCAAUAAAUUAUAAUAUAGUAAUUUUAAUGCAUCAUGUGGUAGUUUAAGAUAAUCUUAAUAUAAAUGAAUUUAGGAAAAUGCCAUAGUAAUAAUAUUAAGAUUCCUGUGUGGCUUAAAAAUAUGCCUUCCAAUAUUUCUAUACCUAUGAAGUAAUACUGUGAAUUAUGGUGCUAUAAUAAUUGUAAUGAAUGAAAGACAUCAGGAAAAAUAAUGUUCUUUCGUUGCAAACAUAAGUGUACAUAUGAAUAUUAUGUUUAGAUAUGUGUCAAAAAUUGUGCCAUGUUGAAACACACAUAAACAAACAGUAAUAAUAGCUUCUACUUUAAUAAAGCAAUUUCCUCCUCCCAGAUGUAUGAUUAU